CAAAAGCCAAAAACACCUCAGGCGUUUUGGUAUUUUUUUUUUCUUUUUCUUUUUGAACAUCUGACAUCUGAGCUUCUUUCAAGAGGAGUCUCAAGAUGGGUGUCCGGAAUUCCUGCAUUCGUGCUACCAAUCCGGACAAUCAUGAGGUUUUGUCCCCAAAACUUUGUGAUUUGCGGCCAAGGUUACAUCUAUUGGCCAAUAAAGAUCAGGUCAUGGGAGAAAUAAAGAAGGAGAUGCGCAUUGCAGCGGGCGCUGAAAAGCUCUACAGAGUGACCUCAGACAAGGAGACCCUAGCCCGUCUGAGGAAGUUUAUGAAGGAGUCGGGGAAAAAGCUAAAAAUUCUUUAUGCCACCCUUCAAAACCUGAAUGUGGCAAUUGCACAAAAGGACCCCGAGAUUCACCCAGGUUCUCCCCAUGACCCACCAACAAAUGCCCCAGAGGAUUCCUGUGUUAUGGAUGAGUCACCAGCAGUUGUAUUGACACCGGAAGAACCAGCCACCACAAGUGAGAGGGACACCACGGCACAAGAUCCAGCACCAGCACUGCCACUGGCUGUCACUGAGGGCAGUGAGAUGUCUGCGGAUGAAGUGAACAUCGGCUCAACUCAUCCAGAAAACACAGCAGAAGACUUUCCACCAGCUGUGACGACGGAACCAGAAGUUUUGCAUUUGACCAACUGCACUCUGCAAGACUUCACCCAACGAGGUUUCCUAGGCGAGGGCGGAUUUGCGAAGGUUCUCCAUGUGCAACACACGGCAUCAAAAAGAUCGUAUGCCCUGAAGAUCUUAAAAAAACAGAAGAUCACCACCUUAAGGGAUGUUGAAAGGAUUUUGGUCGAGAAACGGGUCGCUCUCGCAGCAGCUGUCCACCCCUUCACCGUGGAUCUACAUGCCACCUUCCAGUCAGACCACCAUCUCUUCUUCCUUAUGGAGUAUGUCGCUGGAGGCUGCUUAAGGAGUCUCCUGGAGAGGGAACGUAAAUUUGGACAACAAAGGACUACGUUCUAUGCUGCGUGCACACUGCUGGCCAUCUCCUAUUUGCAUGAAAAUGGCAUCAUACACCGAGAUCUCAAGCCGGAAAACCUGCUCUUAGACAGCAACGGGUACAUAAAACUGGCUGAUUUCGGACUAUGCAAAGACGGAAUUGGCUAUGGGGACAGAACACGCAGCCUGAAUGGAACCUAUGACUACAUGGCUCCCGAAGUCCUCUCCAGGCUGCCGUAUUCAAGAUCUGUAGAUUGGUGGUCUCUGGGCAUCGUGAUCUUCGAGAUGCUAGUCGGGGACCUACCAUGGAUGAGACCAUCUAUUGGCUUCGUCUGCCCAAAGUUCCUGGCUGAGGAUGCAGCUAUUUUAAUAUCAGGGCUUUUACAGUUGGACCCAUGGAUGCGGCUGGGCUCCAGCGAGGAAGAUGCAGGUGAACUAAUGCAUCAUCAUUUCUUUCGAGGCAUUGACUGGCUGGCUUUGCUACAGAGAAAAUUGCAGCCCCCAUUCAUACCGGAGGAUGUUGGACUUUCCGACGAUGGACCCUGGGAUCUACUUCUAACACCUCCCUCCGAGGGUUCCUUGGGAAUAAGAAAAGAGAUCGCUGAUGCCUUUGGGAGCUUCGAUUAUUCCGCAAUAUAG
Molecule: messenger RNA, 1622 nt
Organism: Xenopus laevis (African clawed frog)
Lineage: Eukaryota; Metazoa; Chordata; Amphibia; Anura; Pipidae
Product: serine/threonine-protein kinase N2
Exons: 13
Coding region: 96-1622 (508 amino acids)
Source: RefSeq, a predicted model, not a curated record